This is a messenger RNA of Penicillium chermesinum, 1011 nucleotides long. It is a transcript of the gene gliT, whose product is annotated as thioredoxin reductase gliT. Bases 1 to 1011 code for a protein of 336 amino acids. The transcript is spliced from 3 exons. The record is from RefSeq and is a predicted model, not a curated record. NCBI's taxonomy places the organism in Eukaryota, Fungi, Ascomycota, Eurotiomycetes, Eurotiales, Aspergillaceae. Gene Ontology annotation, molecular function: oxidoreductase activity.
AUGACCACAGCUAAGACCAUGUACGACGCGUUGAUCGUGGGCUCUGGCCCCGGUGGCCUUUCCGUUGCGCUGGGCCUCAGUCGCACCCACCGGCGCGCUGCCAUCUUCACCAAACCCGGCGGUGCUGGCUUUCGCAAUGAGGGAGCUCCUGAGAUGCACAACUUCAUCUCGCGCGAUGGAAUAGCUCCAGAGGAAUUUCGUCAGAUAGCGAGCGGGCAGAUCAAGAAAUAUGGAACCGUUGAUUUCAUCGAGGCUGAGAUCGUGGCCAUGGAGAAGACGGAAUCCGGACCCCAGACCUCUUUCACUGUCACAGCAAAGAAUGGGGAGGUGUGGAAGGGUCGGAAACUGGCUUUGGCUAUGGGCUCGAUAGAGACUCUGCCUGAUAUCGAGGGUUAUAGGGAGAAUUGGCCUCAUAAUAUUUUUCAAUGUCUGUUCUGCGACGGACACGAGCGCUCUCACCUCCCCGGAGGAAUCUUGACAUUCCCUUCGCCAAUGUAUACGCACAUGGCUCAGAUGAUGAACCUGAUCAAGACUCCAACCUCUGGACCGCCAACUAUCUUCACCGACGGACCUGUGCCUGAAGUAGAAGCCAUGCAAAAGGCCCUGGAACAGGUCAAGGCAUUAAAGUGCAAUAUCGAGACCGGCAAGAUUGUGAAGCUCAUUCCUGCACAAGCGCCAGACGUUGGAGUCACGGUCGUGCUGGAGGGAGGAAAGGAAUGCAAGAUGGGCUACUUGGGCCACAAACCAUCGACAGUUCUGGCGGGUGCCGACAUGAUCGCCAAGCUUGGAGUCGAGAUCGAAGAGAACCCCGUGCUCGGCCCAAACAUCAAGGUCGUUGACCCGACCUUUUCUACUUCGGUACGCGGAGUCUUCGUCGCUGGUGAUGCAGCAACUCCCUUGAAGGCGGCUGCCAACGCAGCCAGUAGUGGAUCUACUGCCGCCGCGGGCAUUGUACAGCAGAUUCUCGCAGAAGAUAUGGAACUGCUCAUGGCAGAGACCAAGCAGGAAUGA